This is a messenger RNA of Drosophila innubila, 3943 nucleotides long. RefSeq lists its product as uncharacterized. Gene Ontology annotation, cellular component: membrane. NCBI's taxonomy places the organism in Eukaryota, Metazoa, Arthropoda, Insecta, Diptera, Drosophilidae. The record is from RefSeq and is a predicted model, not a curated record. The transcript has 14 exons. Bases 745 to 3738 code for a protein of 997 amino acids.
UUUCCAACUGUUCGGAGGGAAAACAUUGAUCUUUUUAUUGGGAAUAGUUUCUGAAACGAAAUGAAUAAAACUUUUUUGCUUCAGCUCAGAUUUUUGUGUGCAAAUCUUUUCGGUCGUCAAUCGCAUGUGCAACAACAGCUUCUCGAUUCUUUGGGAGUUCCAGAAUCGUCCUUCGAAUACGGCUGACGAGAGCUAAUAAUAUUAUUAAAUAAAAAGUGAAAGUUGCCUUAAAAGAGUGAAUCAUUUGUUUGGUUAACACAGUAACAAUAAACUAGCUAAAACUAUGACAAUGUGAAUAAUAUAUACUACGCUCGACAAAAAAAAAAAAAUUAAAAAUUUAGAAAAAACAAUAACAAUAACAGCUUUUAAAAGAAAUAAGCAACAACAACUUUACUGUGGGCCGUUUAUGAUCACAAAUUUCAAUUGGAUUUAAUCAAAACCAUAAGAAAACUCAGUCAGUCACAAGCACACACACCCAGACAGAGAGAGCCUAUUAACAUUGCGUGUGUAUUAGUAUACCUGUACCUGUGAGUGUAUAAGUGUAAGUGUGAGUGUGCGAGUGUGUGUGUGUCCCAGUGUCGUCUGACCGAGAAACUUAAACUAAGCCAGCAACGCUGCAUUUCAUUGAAACGAACUUCAAACUGUCACAGAUACUGAGAUACUAAGAAACACAGAUACAGAUACAUGCAAAUUGACAACUAGAGUGUUUAUCCAACCCCUGAGUGCAUUUCCGAGAGAGGUGCAAUGGGCAAAAUGGCCAGCGAGGAGACUUUCACCGACAAAGAUAAAAUUGAAUUGUCGCGCUUUGGCGAAUUCUGUCAACGACGCGGCAUAAAUCCCAAUUUGAUAAUGCUCAAGAUAACCCUGUUUGUCAUGUACGGAGCCACUUCAUCAUUGUUGCCGUAUUUGACGAUACACAUGCAAUCGAUUGGAUUGACAGUGGAAGAGAUUGCGAUUAUCUAUCUGGCAUUGCCUUUUACGACAUUUCUCAGCCCACCGAUAACAGGUUUUCUCGUUGACAAAUUUGGCAAAUACAAACCCGUCGUUGUGAUGAGUCUCUUGCUAAAUGCAAUUUUCCAUCACUCGCUGCUCUUUAUACCGCAACAGGAGAUACCCGGAGUUGUUCCAUCGGCAUUUGUACUACGACAUCCGGAUAGCGGCGACAUUGAGGUUUGGUGGUCUCCCUGUCCAAGUAGGGAGUGUCCCGAGGAGCCCGAACUCGAUUUGGCCGUGUAUCAAUGCGUUGACUAUUGUCUAAUGCAGGAACAAACGAAUCCACAGCUUUACACUGAUUUGCCGAUGCAUGACAAGUAUCCAACAGCAACAACAAGCAGACCAAUAUCGAGUACAACAGCAAUGGGAGCAGUGCUCAGUCCAGGAAUGGAUGCGAGUGAAUCAAAUGUGCCAACAACAACAGGCACAACAACAUCGACGACGACAUCAACAACAUCUUCGCCCGCAUCAUCAUUGCCAGCAUUAUUCGCAACGCAAACGAGAAGCAGAUACCAAGAUGUACUUAAUAUGUCAUCGACCAUGUUCCCACCACUGGAGAAUGUUUCAGCAAUGUCCUUGCUCCUUCAGCAGCAACAGCAGCAGCAGUCGCCGUCACAGUCGCAGUCAUCGUCGUCAUCAUUAUCAUCAGCUGAAUUGUCAUCCAUGUCCAUGCAGGGAUUGAAUCGACCUAUGGGAACCCGUUUUCGUGAAUUCUUUAUGGACACAGAAAAUAGUAAAGUUUCCACAGGAAAUGCAGGCACUGUCAGUGGCAAUCCAAAUGCAAGCAUCAGUUGGGUGCACUCAGAUAAUGCAGAUGCCACAUACUUCAUGCUGCAAAUGCAUCCCGAUCUGGCGGAUCCCACAGAGCAAUUGGGCAUGGAAAUUGAACAGGAUGAUAACGAAACUGUCACGGAUAUAAGACAACGAUUUGGCGAAGAUAGACUGGUGAAGAUGCAAAUCAAUCUCACAGAUAUGGAUGAUUUGGAUCUACGUUGUGGUGGCCUAGUCAGACGCACCAAUAUCUCGUAUGUUAACUCGGGAGCUGUCAAGUGCAUGAUGCAACGUUGCACGUUCACUUUGAAUGCACCAGAGAUCUGUCCACCAGACUACAAAGAAACCGACGACACUAUAUUCUGGAUAUACUUUCUGCUCAGAUUCCUGGCCACUACCAUGUUGUCGGCUGGAGUUACCAUCAUGGAUCCUAUUGCACUGACAAUGAUAGAGAAGUUUGGCGGUGAUUUUGGCCGUGAGCGACUCUUCUCAAGCAUUGGCAUGGCCAUCUUCUCACCCAUCACGGGCAUCAUGAUUGACUACUCAUCUCGUGGAUUGGGUUACACCGACUAUUCAGCUGCGUUUUAUACGUACGAUGUGCUCUUGGUGAUAUCGACAAUGUCUGUGCUAAUGAUGCCCCUGGGCGAGAAGUUGCCGGCUGAUAAUGUGUUUAGGGAUUUAUGGAAUCUAUUAAAAAUGCCGCACGUGAUUGCAUUUAUCUGCUUUCUGUUUGUGCUCGGUAAUUUCUGGGGCUUCAUCGAAAGCUUUCUCUUUCUCUAUCUUAAGGAAUUGGGUGCACCGAAUUAUCUGUUGGGUAUAACAAUUACGGUGGGCACUGUGAGCAGUAUUCCCUUCCUUUAUGGCGCAGAGAAGAUCACACGAAUCUUUGGCCAUGUCAAUUUGAUUAUUAUUGCAUUCUUCUCGCAUGCCGGACGACUCGUCGGCUAUUCCUUUAUCGAGAAUGCCUGGUGGUGCUUCCCCUUUGAGGCAAUGGAAUCUCUAUCCUGCCACUUGAUGUGGGUGGCAGCUGCCACCUAUUGCUCCAUCUUGGCUCCCAAAAGUCUGUUGGCCACAUUGAUUGGCGUGCUUGGCAUGGCUCACUUCAGUCUGGGACGUGGCAGUGGCAGCUUCACGGGUGGCCUGCUCAUCGGUCAAUUCGGCACAAGAGACGCCUUUCGUUAUAUGGGACUCCUCGCUGUGGUUGGCGGCAUAGCCUAUGGACUGUUGCAUCUCAUUUGGCUGCGAAAGUUCGAUCACACCACUGAGGAGUCCGAGGAGGAAGUGGAGGCCGUUGAGGUCGGUGAAACAGAGAAACUAACCGAGCCGGCAACCAAGGAACAGGGCACAUCCAUGUCGCUGGAACGUUUGAGCCUGAUGAUCAAAUACAAUCAGAUUGGCAGUCUGUCAUCGUUGCCGCGUGGCUCGCGGGCGGAUAUACACGACCAUUUGGCGGUGCGUCGCAGCAGCUACAAUGUGGAAUCGCUUCGGGGUGUGCCGAGGCAUGGGAACAUUGGGAGCAGCGCAUCCAAGGUGGAUAUACUGCGUUCAGCGCUCGAGAUUAAUCACAAGUCCUCCAACAAUUCGAUGCUGAGCAAAGCCGAUAACAAAACGUCAAAUCAAUCACUGGGUCGCAAUCGUGCCGACAGUGCGCCCAAAUUGAAUCACAGCAAUCUAAAGAAUAUUUCACAACCCGCCCUCGAGGGUGUUGUAUUAGAGGGAGUGGAAUCCACAUUCUUUCCAAGCCGCAUGAAAAAGUAUCCAAGUGGUUUGUUAACUUCAAUACCCGCUGUGGAUUUAUCUGUAUUACCCAGCUCCAUGUUAAUGGAUCAGGAGGGUCCCAAAGUAAUACCCGAGGAGACGGAGCUAAACUCAUCGAAAACCACAGUCUCGGGCUGUGUGGAGGAGACACCCCCUAUAGUUCAGAGCACGCAGCUUAAUGGCAAUGGAAAGGGUCUGCAGGACAAUGACAAUUGAUUGACAUCAAUAUGAAGCCACAUGUAACGGGGCGGAUAAGUGAUAUUAAUAAACAAUAAACCAAAUAUUGAAUGUAAUUACACAUAUAACAAUUACAAUUUGAACACCAUAACAUAAUGUUUGUGUUUUUGUGUGAAUCAAACUAUAAUCAAAUUAUUGUUAAUUGUUACAAAUAAAAUAUAAAAAUUAAAGUUUGUUUAAUUAA